Molecule: messenger RNA, 2373 nt
Organism: Diabrotica virgifera virgifera (western corn rootworm)
Lineage: Eukaryota; Metazoa; Arthropoda; Insecta; Coleoptera; Chrysomelidae
Product: armadillo repeat-containing protein 8
Exons: 8
Coding region: 165-2126 (653 amino acids)
Biological process (GO): proteasome-mediated ubiquitin-dependent protein catabolic process
Cellular component (GO): GID complex
Molecular function (GO): protein binding
Source: RefSeq, a predicted model, not a curated record
CGAGUCGGCAACAAUGACAUUUCUUGUCAAAAUACAGAAUCUGCGUUUGUCAGGAAUUUAACUUGCAAAAAUAAUUCUUAAAUACUAAAGUUAUAUAUGUUAAUGUGUGUUGUGUUGGAUACCGAAGGGUAUUACGCUUUUUAAAGUAUUAAUGUGUACGUGCGAUGCUAACAGAAAUGCAAGUUUUCACAGCAUUUAUGAAUGUUGAGUGUACUCGGUCGUAUAUCGAUGAUUUGUACUCGAAGGAUCCUUCCAAGUGUCUCGCAUCUAUUGUCUGUAUUAAAAAUUCAGUGAUUGGCUCGAACCGCCAAAAGGAAAGUGUUAUAGCCCAAGGAAUAGUACCAAGGCUUCUAUUUCUGUUGAGAGACAAAGGCACGAAGACAAAUGUGCGUAUUGAAGCAGCUGUAACGAUUGGAUCUCUUGCCAAAGGUACUGAAGACCAUGUAGAACUUCUUAUCAAUUCUGGAACUAGUCAAAUUCUGUUAGAAGUACUUGAAGAAAACGAGCCCAGAUUAAUAGAUGCGUGUCUGUGUUGUCUACGUACAUUGUCCCAGCAUUCCAUCUCGUCCGAUGUCAAAUAUAAUGUAAAAAAUCUACAGAAGUUACUAAGUUUCGCUGGUCCCAAAGAUACCCUCCAGCGCCAAUCAUGUGUUGCCAAUAUUAUAACGUCUGCAUGUCGAGGACCUGCUGAACAAAAUAUUUUAUGCUCGAUAGGAGCUCCUGCAACUUUAGCCUCUCUACUGUCUGUCCAAAACUAUUCCGUUACUAUACCUAUUGUAACCUGUCUAGCUACGAUGUGUUUUAAUAAUUCUGUGGUAGCUGGUGUUAUAGUGAAUACUAGUUGUAAGGGGAUCAGAAUUCCAGAUUAUCUUGAAAUACUCAUAUCUAGAGAUAGACCUAUUGAUAUGCAGCUUGGGGCUGCUAAAUGUCUUACAAAUUUGUAUAGAGCUGGGGCCAUAUCAGCAUAUGAUCCAAUCAUUACCUAUAGAACCCUUCCAUGUCUAGUACGAUUGUGCCAGAUUGAACAUCAAGAAACUCAUCGAGCUGCAGCAGCAGAUACUUUGGCUUAUUUGACAGAGGUUGACAGCAAUCUUCAGCAGGUGGCAGCUAUCAGUAACCAGUUAGUUAGUGCUCUAGUCGAUCUAUUGAAAUGUCCCAGUGUUGCUGCUCGUGGAGCUGCUUUCAGGGCAUUUGCUUCUUUGGGAGCCAAUGACGAGGACAUCAGAAAAAGGAUCAUCGACACCAAAUGUUUGAUGGAUCGUGUUGUGGAUGGAUUAGGAGAUGACAAUAAAGAAAUAAGGUUAGCAGCUGUAAGAUGUUUACACUCUUUGAGCAGGUCAGUCCAGCAGUUGCGGACAACUUUUCAAGAUCAUUCAGUGUGGAGACCAUUAAUGACUUUACUAACAGAUUCUCCAUGCAAUGAACUCCUGACGGCUGCUUCGUCCGCUCUCUGUAAUUUGCUGCUGGAAUUCUCGCCCGCUAAAGAACCUAUGAUUCAACAAGGAGUCGUCCAAUUACUAGCCACUAUUACUUCACAGUCGGACCCAAGUCUUCGGCUGAAUGGUGUUUGGGCAUUGAUGAAUCUUGCAUUUCAAGCAGAACAGAGGCUAAAAUCACAAAUUUUACAAACAUUGGGGACAGAUCAAAUUUUUAGGCUGCUAGCUGAUCCUGAUACAAAGGUGUUAAUGAAAACUUUGGGACUUUUAAGAAACUUAGUAUCUCCACGUACCCACACAGAUAUGAUGAUGGCAUUGCACGGUCCACAGAUAAUGCAAGGUGUCGUUUUGGUUUUGGAAGGACCACAUCCACCCGAUGUCAAAGAACAAGCUCUCUGUAUUCUAGGAAACAUCGCAGACGGGGAAAGAGCCAGAGACCAUAUAAUGUCUAACGAGGAUGUACUCAAAAAGUUAAUCGAUUAUAUGAUACAUCCAGCACCAUGUUUACAGGAAUCUGCCGUUUUUUGUAUAAACAAUUUAACGAGGUUGGGAGAACCAAACGCCCUAGAAAGACAAAAUCGCUUGAAAGAACUUGGAGUGGUCAAUAUUUUGCAGCAGUUAUUAAGUACAACUGAUACGAUACUAUAUAAUAGAGUCAAAUCUGCUUUAAGCCAGUUCGCAGACGUGUGAUUCCCUUAAGUUAAAAUUCUCUCUUGCACAUAAAAAACCCUUUACGUAAUUUAUUGUGAUUUUAAUGUAGACUGAGUAUGUAUUUAAAUAAAAAAAAUGUAUGUACUUUAAGUCCUACAAUUCAUAAUUUAAAAAAAAAUAGUACCUUAUUAUUGUUUCAGUUAUUUUGUGUUACAGUUUUAAUGCACACAAAUUACAUUGUGUUAACACUAGAUCUGAAUUUUAUUAAACGACUCUUAUAAAGAGA